GUUUUAGUCUAAUGUUUAACAAUUCAAUAAUAUGGAUCCGCACAGAAAUAAAACCAUUGAUUUUUACCUAGGCGGCUUAAACUACCUUGCUUUGAUUGUACGUAUAUCCAGUGUGUACGGAGCAGGUAUGGCUCCAAUACUUUGAUAACAUCUGUAGUUUUUGUUUGACAGAUAUGCAUUAUAAAUACUUUCAGUUUGUUUUAUUUCAUUUAUCUGUGGCCUUUAUCUAACGAGUCUUUGAAUAAUUGCGUUGCCUUUGGAGUUACGGUGUUAAAAGUAAAUGGUUUAUAUUGAAGGGAUAUACUUUUAACAAUUCUGUCACAUAGUGUCUCAGACUUACUUAAACUCAUCGACUUCAACCAUUUGAGAGUUUAAAUUUAAGGAUUGUAAUAAGAAAUCAUCAAAGCUCGUAUGAUAAUAAAAGCAAAUGACAUUACAACAUUAAGUGUGAGUGUAGUUCUUGUUGGGAUGUAGACUGUGUUUCGGAUAUACCCUAUUACCGGAUAAAUGUGGGAGCAGCCUGGAUCAACUAUGAUAGAGGAUGUAUGAUGUUAAAUAUGACAAGCUUACGACCGUUUUCCUCACAUCGCUCGCUCUUUCGACAUGUGCUGCGUGUGGUAACAACGGCAAGGACAGUUCCAGCUGCUGGUACUCGCUCUGGUACAUAUGGUUCGUGUUAGGCCUAUUCGUGGUGGUGAUUCUGGUGCUCGUCGUGCUGUACGUUAAACACCGAACAAAGGAGCGGAAUAGGCAGCGACGGAGAAGAAGAAGCACACGUACUAUUCCAAUCCACAUUGUGCCUGCGGGGCCGCCCUCCUACGCCGAGCCGAGCCAUAAACCGCCAUCUUACAACGAAGCAAUGCAGCAGACGAGAAUUUCCUCUACCCACAAUCCCCAGCUCACUUCCGCUCAAUCCCAGAAUACCCAGGUUCCCGGCAUUAUACCGUACUAUAACGACGAUUAUGGGUACCAACCACCGCCGACCAGUAUGCGGAUGGUGUCGGCGAUUUCCGGUUCGCCCCAGCCACUUCCGCCCUCGUAUGACGUUGCCAUGAUGGAUCGAGGUCAAGGUCACAUGAAUAUGGUGAAUGAAGGUCAACGCGGUGUGUUAGACCAAAGUCAUGGUCACGGUCGACCAUCCUGAUGUUCUACGGCAAACUUUUUUACAUGUGAUAUAGGGGGUGGGUAACUCAGUAUUGGCUCUAUGGUGAAAGGUGGUUUUUGUGGAAUGGCAUGUUCUGCUCAAAAUCAAAACUGUGCAUGACACCUUUAUUGUGUGAAAGACAUGUUUUUAGACAAUACUUGAUUUUCAGAGAAAUGUGCCACUUGUUAAGACAUAAUCUGGAAACAAUAUUGAUUUAAUAUGGACGUUACGAUGUUUAUUUUCUGUGACAUGCAUUAAAAAAAAACUUGACUAUGCUUAUGCGAUGUACAUGUAUGUAUGACCAUUAACCUUUUUACAACUUAACUGCUAUAAUCAACUGUGGAAUUUUCAUCCGUUAUGUUUGUAUUGUACUGUUUGCUUGAUUCACAAAGACAAAAUGAACAACUUGUUAUGAAAAUUGGGUCAAAUUGAUCCUGGAUUUUUUUUUUAAGAUUGUGUUCAUUCCAGGCAAUUAUUAUAUUUGAUAAAGUCAAUGUUAAAGAUUUAUAGAAUGUAUUGACCAAAAUAACUCGUUUAUUGUGGGCAGUUGUAUAACCAUUUAUUUUGGUAAGUACAUACGUAUUACUGUUUGAGUGUUCCCGAUUAUAUUUUGUCUACUGACUAGGCUUAGUCUAUUUAUUCUACCGAUUCACCAGAUUAAUGUCAUUAACAGUAGACUGCUGACUUAUUAAAAUAAAUAUACAGCAGAUUUGAAGAAAAAUAUACUGUCGCUCCAUUGGACAAAAUAUAAGUUCGAACACUUUUUAUAGCUGUGCACUCCAUUAUGUUUCUGCUGUAAUUGCCGAGAAACAGUAUUCUCUAAUGAGCACAUUAUUUAUUUAUGACCAAGUAAAUGGUAAAACUAUUACAAAUUCUACUCAUUUGAAGGGACUCACAGAUUUAUUGUUGGCAGCAAUUUCUUUAACCUUUGCUGAAAUAGAGUUAUGUUACUUACAUUUAACGAACUUUGAACUUUUUUGUAUACUCCAUACAUCAGAAGACUAAAUAAAGUACAAAAAUGAAAUACAGACAAGAUGACCAAACAAUUUUGAGCAUGGCCAUAUUUACAAUGUACACACAAUCUGCAUUAUUUUAAAGGAAUUACCUAGCUCUUAUAUGAUGCUUAUCAUUGAAACAAGCAUUUUCUGUACAUUUCACGCUAUAUUUUUUAUCUUUGUCUAACUCUAUAAAAUGUGAGGUAGUCCCUUUAAAGAAUAAAAGAUGAGUUAUGUAAAUUGUUUCCUAAUUUCUAAGAAUCAUUCAAACUCAUGUAAAUGAUAUAUCCUUUUCAUUUUUAAUUUAUCAAAAUUGUAUUGCAUGAACGUUUUAUAAAGUAUACACAUAUUUUCACUACAAGAAAGCAUAUUGUAUAUUUUUCCGUCCAAUUGUGUCUCCGCCUUUAACAUAUCUGCCAUAUAUUUCAAAUUCUCUUCAUGGCGCAUUUAUGUCGUAAACUUUGUAUAUUAUAUUCAAUACCUAAUAUCGAGUGAUAUAAUCGAAAGAAAUCCAACUACUUCUAUUUUUGAUUUCACUUAGAAAUUAUAAGUCUUUCGCUUUUAUCCAUCGAUAUCCAAAUUUCUUUUCCAAUAUUUUAUCAUCAUGUAUAUUUGGUGGAUACUGUCCAUGUAUUCGUUUCUAGUCAUCUGUGUCCAUAUUUUGUAAUUCCAAGUCAAAGAGAUGCAUUUUCAAAACUGUUCAAAAGACGCAACAAUUUUUUAUUCUUCCAAUGAGUGUGUUGUUUUGUGAUUAAAUGUUUUAAAAAGAGACCCAUGAAAUGGAUUUUUUUUCAAUCACUUGUUUUCUUUACUGUUCUUUGUUAAUUUAUUAAUACUAAGCGUCUUAUAAAUGUUGGCCUGCUAUUGUGUUGUAUUAUUUCUAGCUUGACAUACACUGUCACCAAACUUUGUUCUGUGUUUGUGUUGAAAUAUUGCUAUAAAUGUGAUGUAAGAAGUAUGUUUUUAUGAUGAAUGGUUGUAUAUUUCUAUAACCCCAUUCAGAAGAUUGAUUAUCUGUUAUGGAUGUUUAUAUUGCUGUACAAAGCAACACUGUGAUAGUUGAAUAAAUAAAGAAUUCUGACUUGAAAG
Molecule: messenger RNA, 3228 nt
Organism: Mya arenaria
Lineage: Eukaryota; Metazoa; Mollusca; Bivalvia; Myida; Myidae
Exons: 5
Coding region: 542-1144 (200 amino acids)
Source: RefSeq, a predicted model, not a curated record